Raphanus sativus (radish) is the source of this 1935-nucleotide messenger RNA. RefSeq lists its product as uncharacterized. The record is from RefSeq and is a predicted model, not a curated record. Lineage: Eukaryota; Viridiplantae; Streptophyta; Magnoliopsida; Brassicales; Brassicaceae. The transcript has a single exon. The coding region runs from base 1 to 1935 and encodes 644 amino acids.
AUGGCAUCAAGACUCACUGAAGCUGAAAAAGGAAAACAACACGUAAGAAGCGAGCAAACUGGAAAAAUUAGAAGAAUCAAAGCUCCUAGUGUUGAUAACUCAGUCCUCAUCAAAGAAAAUGCUCUGACGCUUAUUGGAAGACUUACCAACCCCCAGGAGCAGAAGAUAUGGGCUCUCAUCCCAGCUCUUCCACGCAAGUGGAUCCUGAAAGGAAAAGUGACAGGGUCAGAUCUAGGAAACAGUUGUUUUCAGUUUCGCUUCGAGCUAGAGGAAGACCUAAGAAGGGUACUUGACAACAGACCAUACCAUUUUGCCUAUUGGAUGGUCAUACUCCAACGUUGGGAACCGGUCAUCUCAAACACCUUCCCCUCUCAGAUCCCGUUAUGGAUCAAAAUCAAAGGUCUGCCACUUCACUUCUGGCAUGAUGAUAUGGUGGUCAGAGUAGGCCAAGAUCUGGGGUUUUUAGAAAACCACGAGCUAACUAAGACAACAGCGAGAGUUCGAGUUCACAUUGAUGGUUUAAAACCUCUUAUCAAAGAAGCAAUUGUUGAAUUUGAUACAGGGGAGGAAAGCCUAAUUACCUUAGAGUAUGAGAAGCUGGAACUACACUGCUCUGUCUGUGCCUCGCUGCUACACACUAGAAGACUUUGUCCCAUGAGAGCAGACGAUGAGAGACGCAGCCCACAAUACUCAAGACCCUCUCCAGACGAACGCAUCCUCAUCUCUACAGGAGCAACAACUCAUAAGGAUGAAUCCAAAGAUUUUAAGGAGAAGGAAAAGGAAACCUACCAUCAACCUAACUUUAAGGCAAGAGUGGAUAGACAUGGAAAUCCCUACGAUGAGCGUGUUAGUACCAAACAGACACGAGUCCCCCCACCGAUUAACGUCACAAGGGGUAGGGAUUCAGACAGCCAAAACUGGAGGGCUAACUCAGCACAGGACGAUACAGUAUACUCUUCCCCACAGUAUACUCAGAAGAGGCAGGCGUCGGUAAGAGUCCCACAGAGAGGAAAAGAUCUGUUCCCUCAGAAAACUCAGGAGAUAUGGCGGCCUAAACUAGUUCCAGCUCCAGAAGAUCCAACUAACCAUGCGCAAAAACUCAGAGCAGCAGCUAAACAGAGUAUUAUUAUCCCACAACAAUGCGAGGAGCCUCGAGUACAAACAAUGGAUGAAGUCUUAGAAGACUUACAUCAAACAACAAGGCAGUAUCUAAGCUGUUCAGAUCCUGUUGAAGCAGCUGCACGCAAGCAAAGAGUGAUGCUGAGUGAUGCUAGAGGUGAUAUGGAGAAGACAGCGGCUACAAUAUUGGCCGGUGAGGUGAGCCGUCGUCAAAGUACUUUUCAGCAGAAUGGGCUGGAUAGUAACCCAGUUACUCCCCCACCACUACAGAACUACUCCAUACACGAACCUCUUCUACUGGAACCCGCAAACUCCUACAGCCCUCAAAUAAGGGAGGAUGAUGAUACUGGUCUGGACCCACAUUUCAGAGAUGCUGACUUAACUCCAAAAAAGACAAAUGGAGGCCCUGCAAAAUUGAAAUCCAUCAUCGUUAGCCCUCCAUCACCUCAAGUUGAGGAUCAGCAACCAUCACAGGAACUACAACAAGCUACUGAGAAAGAGGAAACGCUUUUAGAGUUCCAAAAUAAAGUCAAGAGAAACUCCACGAAGAGUAAACAAGUACGUUCUCCAAGAGCUAGUCCUAACAUCCUCCGUGGAGCAAGUUCAAAGAAAAGAAAACUCUCUCAACUACAGAACUCACCAGCAAGGGGAGGAGAACCCUCAAGAGGCACCACUACAGGGAAGAAAACCAAACCCACGAUUUCAAAGAAAAACGCAGGGACUUCCCAACAGCCUUCAAACCCACCAAUUCGAUUGAUUCCAGCAGUGACUAAGAAGAAAUCGGAUUUUCGGGUUCCUCCACCCCGGGCUCCUUAG